Messenger RNA from Mesorhabditis belari, 9789 nucleotides. Lineage: Eukaryota; Metazoa; Nematoda; Chromadorea; Rhabditida; Rhabditidae. The record is from the annotation of a GenBank genome assembly.
AUGGAUGUCCGCUGGUGGGGUUCGCCUUGGCUGCGAAUCCUACUCAUCUCUUUAUUCUUUCAAUCGAUUGGCUCACAAAAUUUCGAUGAACUCGAUGAGUACGACGAGCGAUACGCCGAGUUUAUCACUACAGAAUCUGAACGCGGACUUUUCCCAUCAAUCUUCAAUUUGGCGACGAAUGCUUUGAUCAAUUCGACGGCAACAUGCGGCGAGCGAGGUCCAGAGGAAUACUGUAAACUCGUCGAGCAUGUCAUUCAGAAGAAAGCUCCCGGAAAUGGCUCUCCGCAAUGUGACAUUUGUGAUGCGAACGAUGUCCGAAAGCGUCAUCCCAUCGAGUUCGCUAUUGAUGGGACGAAAAGAUGGUGGCAAAGUCCGACAUUGCACAAUGGACUCGACUUUGACAAAGUGAACAUCACCAUCGAUUUGAGACAGGAGUACCAAGUCGCGUACAUUGUCGUGAAAAUGGGAAAUGCGCCGAGACCUGGCUCGUGGGUACUCGACAAAUCGCUGGACGGACAAAAAUGGGAAGCUUGGCAAUUCUUUGCAACAAACGAUGCAGAAUGUGUUCGUCUCUUUGGAAUCCCUGCAACCACCGGUGUGCCACGUUAUAAAAAUGAUGAUGAGGUUCAUUGCACCAGUGAGUACUCGAAAUUGACCCCACUGGAGCAUGGAGAGAUCCACAUUUCGCUUGUGAAUGGAAGACCUGGAUCGAAAGGGCCAUCAAUGGAGCUACAGAAAUUCACACGAGCUCGCUACGUACGAAUGCGGAUGAUCGAUUUAAAAACAUUAAACGCUGAUCUUCUCGUUGUCAACUCGAAAAGUCACAAAUUGGAUAAAAGUGUGACAAUGAGAUAUUUCUACUCAAUCUCUGAUAUCUCAAUCGGUGGCCAAUGUAUCUGUUAUGGUCACGCUGAGAGUUGUCCAGCUGAUCCAGUGACUGGGCAAUUCCGUUGUGAAUGUCGGCAUAACACUUGCGGUGAGUCGUGCAAUCGUUGUUGUCCACUUUUCAAUCAACUCCCGUGGAAACCGGGCACAAAUACACAGCCGAAUAUUUGUCAACAAUGCCAAUGUUUCAAUCACGCGGAAAACUGUGUUUAUGACGAGGAGUUGGCAAGAAAUCAGCUAAGCGUGACGCCGGAAGGGGUUUUCGAGGGUGGAGGUCGAUGUGUGGAGUGUCAACACAACACUGAAGGAGUGAAUUGCGAGCGUUGCAAGACGGGUUUCUAUCGUCCAUCUGGACUCUCACAUUAUCGUGCGGAUGCUUGUCGAGCGUGCGAUUGUAAUACGGUUGGAUCGGAGAGUGAGGAGUGCAUCCGAGAUGAUCAGAGUGCUGUCAAUGGACUUGCACCAGGCGAUUGUCGCUGUAAACCAGGAUUCGGCGGUCGACAAUGUGACAAGUGUGCUCCAGGAUUUCGAAAUUAUCCUCAAUGCGAGCCAUGCCCGUGUAACCAAGCCGGAUCAUUGAACUUUGAUCAUUGUGAACAUGAGAAAUGCAUCUGCAAGGCGAAUGUUGAAGGUCUUUAUUGUGAUCGAUGUCGUCCUGGAACAAUUCAUCUAUCAAAGGAGAAUCCCCAGGGUUGCCAAUCUUGUUUCUGCUUUGGACUCUCGCAGAACUGCUCCGAGAAAGAAUGGGUGACAGGAAAGAUUCAACAAAAUCGUGGUUGGAUGUUGAGUGAUUUGAGUGGAGGACGAGAAGUGAAACCGGAGACUGAGAACGGGGAAGUCUUGAUGUUCAACGCGAAUCAAAAUAAAGAUCGAUCACUUUACUAUUGGAAAGCGCCAAAGAAGUUCACUGGAGAUUUGCUAACAAGUUAUGGUGGCUUUUUACACUAUUUUGUGUACUUUGUGCCUACGGAUAGCUCGGAGACGAUUCACGUGUCGGAUGUAGUGAUUGAGGGUAAUGGGGUGAAACUCGAGCAACACUCUCGGAUCGCUUUCCAUCCACGAGAGAAUGUGACAGUGCAAAUCGCGUUGAGAGAGGGAUCAAAUUGGUACAAUAGUCAAACGAGGAAACCAGCGGAUAAGGCUGACAUGAUGAGAGCACUUGCCGACGUCUCCCUAUUCAUGGUACGAGCCAUGUACAACAAGAAUCAACUUCAAAGCAGUAUCUUCGGCUUCUCACUAGACAAAGCAAUGGAAAAGACUCAAUCAUCAAACAAGAUUGAUCUUGUGCCGAUUAAAGAUACUCUGAUGAGAGGAGUGGAAGUCUGCGAUUGUCCUGAAGGGACUUCUGGGUAUUCUUGUGAGUCUUGUCCAAAAGGUUAUCGCCGUGUCGAGAGUCAGCUUUUCAAUGGACGUUGUGAGAAAUGUGAUUGCAACGAUCACACGCAAACUUGUGAUCCAUUCACCGGCGAAUGCACCAAUUGCAUGCAUAAUACGACCGGCUCUCGUUGCGAGCUUUGCAUAGCUGGGCAUUACGGAAAUCCAUCGUUGGGUGGAGAGUUUGGCUCGUGUAAACCAUGUGGAUGUCCAUCUUUAGACAACAAUCGCUCACCUGAGUGUGCAUUGGCUCAGUUGGUGGUUGCCGGCUCAGCUGCUUCUUCUCAAGACGCUUAUGUGUGUACGGCUUGCGAGAAUGGUUAUGAAGGGAAUAAGUGUGAGAUGUGUGCUGAUGGCUUUUUUGGAGAUCCGCUUGAAGUAAACGGCACAUGUGUGGAGUGUGUUUGCAAUGGGAAUAUCGAUCAAAUGGCGAUUGGUAACUGCGAUACACGAACGGGUGAUUGUUUAAAAUGCAUUGGGCAUACAACAGGCGUCCAUUGUGAGAAAUGCCUUCCCCAUCACUAUGGCUCGGCGCUCACUCACACUUGUCAUCCGUGUGAUUGUCAUCGACAAGGAGCCACUUCACUUCAGUGUGACACCGCAAUUGGUGUCUGCGAGUGUAAAGAGAACUACAUUGGUCGACAUUGUGAUCGUUGCAAAGAAGGGCACGGCGAUGUAGAGAAUGGGUGUGAGGAGUGCAGGUGCGACCCCAUUGGCUCCCUUGGUCCCGAUUGUGAGCCCGUCUCUGGGCAAUGCUCCUGUAAACAGGGUGUUUUCGGGAAAAGAUGUGAUCAAUGCCGUCCCUCGUAUUUCGCCUUUUCUGACUCGGGAUGUCAAUUUUGCAAUUGUAACACCUAUGGAUCGAUUGAGGACGGAAAAUGUGACAACGUGACUGGAGCCUGUCAGUGUCGACAAUUUGUUGAGGGACAAAUGUGUGAGAAGUGCGCGCACGGCUAUUUCAAUAUCACGUCAGGGCUGGGAUGUCAGGAAUGUAACUGUGACGAGGUAGGCGCUGAAAGUGAUGGCUGUGAUCUAAUCACCGGACAAUGCGAGUGCAAACCUGGAGUGACCGGCUUAAAAUGUGACCAAUGUGCGCCAAAUCAUUGGGGACUCUCCGAAAGCGGGUGCAAAGAAUGUGCCACUUGUCCAGCUGCUGGUCAAGUCUGCGACGCGGUGACGGGUGAGUGCGUUUGUCCCCCGAAUACUGUGGGUGAGCUGUGUGAGAGGUGCACGGAAGACGCUUGGGACUAUCAUCCGCUGGAAGGAUGUAAAACGUGUGAGUGCUCAGAUGUUGGAGCCGCUUCAAGCAAGUGCAAUCCAAGAACAGGACAGUGUGAAUGCAAAGAGGAGUUUGUCGGAUUGAAAUGCGAUCGAUGCUCUCACGGCUUCUUCAACUUCCCUACUUGUGAGCCUUGUGCCUGUACACCAGAAGGCACAGAUCCACUUCAAUGUCGUGAAGGCUUGUGUCUCUGCGAUGAAAAAGGGAAAUGUCCAUGCAAGAAAAACGUGGUUGGAGAGAAAUGUGAGAUGUGCAAAGAUGGGUCUUUUUCAUUGGAUUUAUCGAAUCUACUCGGAUGCACGGAAUGCUUUUGUUUUAAUCGAUCCACCUCUUGUGAGCAAGGGAAACUUGUUUGGAAACAAGUCUAUGCCGAGGACCAAUCAGCGACUUUUGUUGAACCUUGGGAAUACUACACACAAAAGCACAAUGUUAGACUGCUACAGGAACACACGGGUAACUUCAACUCGUAUCCCACUGAUGACACUCCAUUGUAUUGGCAACUCCCGAAGAGUUUCCUUGGUGAUCGCACUGGAUCUUACAAUGGUUUUUUGAGGUUUAAGAUCGCGAACAACGACAAUCGGCUGGGAAUUCAAGGAGUUCGUCCGAAUCCAAAAGUUUUCCGAUAUUUCCCUCAAGUAGUCCUUGUUGGCAACAAUCGCAUCGAACUCGAGCAUAUUCCAUUUGAAAUCGCUGAUGACGGAAAGUACAAGAUUCGAAUCCACGAGUCCGAGUGGCGCAGUCGACUCUCUCCUGAAGUCCCAGUGACACGAAAGCUUCUAAUGGUGGCUCUGCAAAACGUUCAGGCCGUUUACAUUCGUGGCUCGUACAAUUAUCCAUCGCGUGGUGACUCGAUCUCGAUUUCAGAGACUUCCCUUGAUGUGGCCACAAAGGACACUCAAGGAUCACCGGCAAUUGGAGUUGAGCAGUGUCAUCAAUGCCCGGAUGGCUAUGGUGGCGCAUCGUGUCAAGAUCCAGCUGAAGGCUUUUGCCGACGAAGAGCCAACAAUUUCUUGGAUAAAGUCGACGAAUUGGCGCCAGUUGGAUGGAGUGAACCGUGCGCUUGCAAUGCUCACACAACGACUUGCCAUCCAGAGACUUGUCUUUGCACGGAUUGUGAGCACAAUACAUGGGGUGAUCGAUGUGAAUUGUGCAAGCCAGGCUUUGUCGGAGACGCGACUCGUGGUGGCAGUGCGGCUUGUACGAAAUGCGCUUGUCCGUUAACGGAAAACUCGUUCAGUGAAACGUGUGUACAAACUGACUACGGUCGUGGAUAUCUUUGUGAUGCUUGCAAGCCUGGAUAUACUGGACAAUAUUGUGAGAGCUGUGUUGCUGGCUAUUAUGGUGAUCCGUCAGCAGUUGGUGGACAGUGUGUGCAAUGUGAUUGUCAUCCUGAUGGAUCUCUGCAUGGAUCGUGUCACCCAUUGACUGGAGCCUGUGAAUGCAAACCUGGUGUGACCGGUCGUGACUGUUCCCGUUGUCAAGAGCGACACGCAUUUAUUAACAGAAAGUGUACAUCAUGCGAUCAAGGUUGUUAUCUCUCAUUGAUGUUGGAUAUUGAUGAUUUGGAAGAGACACUAGCUGAACAGAAUUUCACAAAUCUUCGUCCAAUUCCAUGGAAACGAAUUUCUCGAAUCGAAAAUAAUACAAAAUUGCUCUUUUCGUUCGUUGGUGGCCUUCAAAUGAAUCCAAAUGAGAUGAAUGUUUUGGAUUUCGAUGGGAAAACGAAAUAUGCAAAAGAAGCUGGUUCGAUUAUUGAUGAGGCGAAUUUCAUGUUGGAUCGAGCUGAACGAGCUGAAGAUGACAUUCUUAACUUUACGAAAAGAGCCGAAAUCAUCGCAUUAAAUGCUCAAAAAGCCUACAAGGACUCUUUCAACACAACGCAAUUCCUCAAAUAUUUCUCGAGAUAUGGCGGAACAACGGUCGGCUCGAGUCAAAUCGAGAUGUGGGCGGCUGAGUCCGAAGCUCAUAUGAAUGCGACGAUUGAGAGAGGAGAAUAUGUUGAGAAGCGGCAUGACAGAGUCGAGGAUACAAAGGGAAAAACAGACGAUUUGGCGAAAAAAGUAACCCAGUUGAAGCUAAACGAUACGGCUUUCGAGUACAUCAAGAAGCGUUUCGCUGAUCUCGAGAUUUUGGUGGAAGAUUUCCGGACAACAAUCUACGAAAAAGCGAAAAGAGAUGGAGGAGACGCGAGUCGAAUGAGUACAGUUGUCGCCAAAAGAAUCGAUCGAUAUAAGGAAGUGAUCAGCGAGAUUGAGAAGUUGAAAGCCGAAGCUGAGGACGGGUUAAGUGGUGCUCGUUCUGAUGUCGCUCAAGCAAAAGAAGUGCAAUUGUUAGACGCUUUUGAUAGUUAUGGGAAAAUUCGAGAAAGCCUUACACAAGCAGCCGAGUUAGCCAUCGAUUUAACGAAUAUUUCGAAUAAAUACGCUCAACUCACAGAUGAAUACGAUGAAAGUUUUGUGGAACCAACAAACAAACACUCGAAACAAUUACAAGCCCAUUCAGCUAGAGUUCUUGAAGCUUUUAAAACAACGAGAGCUGAGGCGGCGAAUCCUUUGCAAGCCUCUCAAGCAUAUAAUGAGAUUGUUGGCGGUUUAAGGAAUUCGAGUAAAGCUGCAGAGAAGGCACAGCAAGCUGCUGAAAACGCUUUUCAUCAAGCACUCGGCACCGACAGCUCAGAGGAUUCACUAACGGAUACAGUCUCAACAAGUCAACAAAAAAGUCUUUCAUUGAGCGACGAUGCUCUUUCAAUCAAUACAAUUUGGACGGAAGAGAGUUUGGGAAAAGAGAACGAGAAGCUAAAGGAGCGCUUGAGUUUCGUCAAUGAGCAAAUAAUCGAUAUGACGAGAAGAAGAGACGCGAUAAAGCCGCAACUCGAUAAUUUCGACGAUCAACAUGAGCGAAUGAGUGGAUUGCAACAAAUGGCUGAUGAAGGAGCGAAGAAAGCGGCUGAUGUCAAGAGAACGGCGGAGGUGAUAAGGAAAGGAGUGACUGAGAUUCGAGAUUUCACAGAGAAAUUGGCUAACUCGACUGCGCAAGGGAUUCGCGAGGAGAUUGAAAAGAUUAUUGAAGCAAGAAAAGAACUUUCGAAUGCUUCUGGAGCUCUGGCAAAAGCGGAUGCAUUGAUUCUAGCGAAUCGUGAACGAAUUGAAGAGAUUCAGAAAAGAGUGGCUUUGCUAAAGGAAAAGAUUGGAGAAGCAAGAGAAAGAGCACAACAGAUCCCAGUAGCUCUCCGUGCAGACGAGCGUGGCUAUUGUCGUCGAAGUUUUAUCUCCCCGGCCGCUCCAUCAUCAUCAAACUCUUUCCAUGUGAAAUUUCGUCCACUCAAGGGUGUUCCCGAUACAAUCGUUUUUGCGACAAGGACAAAGAGUCGUCGCACACUCGCUAGCGAGUUUGUAGCUGUUGAGAUCGUUGGCCGUCGCGUGAUCGCUCAUUGGAAUAUUGGAAGUGGAAAGAAAAAGACAACAAAUACGCAUCAAAUCUAUUUCAUCCCGCACAAUGAUCGAUCGGCUGCCGGCACUUGGUAUCACAUUGAUGUGGAAAGGAGUGGCGAUUUUCUCAAUCUAACCGUUGCUUUGAGAGAAAACACGAUUGGAGAAGGUGCUCCACUUCGAUCCGAUCCAAUCUCAGUUUCGGCUGGUCGACACGCAAGCAACAACGAUGCGAUUUUCAAUACAGUUCCCGGUGAGACACUGAUCUCGUUCGGUGUUUCCGAUGAUGAAGCUAGGGAGAUGAGUCUUCAAACUGGUCAAUUCCGGGGUGUUGUUGGUGGUUUACGAGUUGACGAGACUCCAGUCGAGCUGUGGUCUUUCCACGAGUCAACAAAGGAGUGCGAGGGAGCCACUGCACCACCAGCUGCUGCACCAAUCGCUCAGCAUUUCAAGGACGGUUUCGCUCAAGUGAAUCUUGCUGUUAGUGAACGAACAGUUUCAUCGUUAGCUGUCGCUUUUAACACACAUUCAACUGAAGGGCUUCUUUAUUUCCGAGGUGAUGAAGAAAGUCGAGAUUUCAUCGCUCUCUAUCUAGAGAAAGGAUUUCUGGUCUUCAAAAUUAAUCUUGGAAAGGGUUCUGUGGCUGAGAUUCGCUCCUCGUCCCUUUACGCGGAUGGAAAAGAACACACAGCGAAAGCGAUUCGAAACGGAAAUGAACUUCAUUUACAAGUUGAUUCGGAUGCUGAUCGUCGAAGCACAGUGAUUUCUGGAAAGAAUACGCAGCUCAAUGUACAAGGUGCCGAGCAUUUCGUGGCUGGUGUCCCGCCAGAGUUCCCGACAAGUAAAUUCUCGAAAUUCGGCAUUCAAUGGCGUGGCUUCACCGGCUGCAUUCUUUCAGUGAAGCCAACUCAGGUAAACGAGUUGAACGUGGCGUCGCCAGCUCGAUCGCUUCGUCGCUCGGCGGGUUGUCGAAUUGUGAACGGGCGACUGGCGGCCGAUCGUUUAAUCGGCUUCACCACACCAGGAUAUUUGGUGACAAAUGGCGUUGAGAUCACGACGAACUCGUCUCUAUCCUUCACUUUCCGUACAAAAGAGGAAAACGGUACUCUCGCGUAUAUGUCAGCCGGGUUGUCAGCUAAUUCAAGAAAUCGACGACAAACUCAAGCAUUGGGUUUUCUCUCGAUUUAUCUUUUCCGCGGCUAUCUCGUCACGUAUUUUGGUUUCGAUCCGAUCCAACGCCAGAGUGCAAUCACGAUUCGAAGCACUUCAACUUACAACGAUGGAAAUCCUCAUUCUGUGUUUUUUGUGAGAGACGGGGACAAUGUCCGAUUACGAGUUGAUGACCGAGAGGUGGGUGCUGACGCGCUCGUUGAUGAGGCGCCGAUUGGUGGCGCGAGUUUGGCACUUUAUUUGGGAGGUUUCCCAUCCGGAGUUCAACCGCCAUCCACAGAGAUCCCGUCGGCAGCGCCGUUGAUCGGCUGUAUCUCUGAUCUCACACAUAAUUUCAAGAGACACCCGCUUGUUCCUCAGCAGCACAAGGCUCAGCUAGGCACUUGCUCCCUCGAAGCACCGCAUAUUUUGAUGGAUCAAGGUGUUGAUUUGGAAGCGCCACCAUCUGAGCGGAAAAAGUCUCCAGUGAUCGUCGAUCCACAAAUUGGUCCAAUCGAGCUCUCCAAUGAAGUCGAGCCGGCAAAGGGAUCGUGUAUCGGUUUCUCGUCAGCCAUUUCUGAUGGAGCCGAUGCGACACGAUUCGGCGUCGCGAAAUCCUCCCAUUCACGGUUAAACUUCAACAGAGAUCAAGCUCCAGAGAUUCAAUCAUUCACUGUGCAAUUCGAAGUUCGCACUGAUUCCCCAAGUGGAAUCCUCUGGACCUGGGCGAAUUACAAGAACUACACGAGGUAUUUCACCUUGACUCUGGAUCAAGGCUUUUUGACGUUCGAAGUUCGAGGUCAUCGUGAACCAAAACGAGUCGUCUUUUCUGAUCGUCGAAUCGAUGACGGACAAUGGCAUUUGAUUCGCUUGAGUAAAGCCGACCGAGAAGUCAUCAUUCAGGUGGACGAGGGUCUUUCCCCGCUCGUCAUCCGCGAUUGUCCGCAUCCAAAAGUGAUGCGCCGACGAAUGUACGUGGGCGGAGUGAUCUCAGCUCAUCGCCAACUCGGUCUCCCUCUACCCCAAUCACUGCAAGGAUGCAUUCGACAGUUCACCGUCGACAAUAUAGUCCAUCCAUUGUUGACGGAAACAUCUCGCGACGUGAUCCCGUGUGGGUCAACUCACUCAAAAGCCGCUUACAUUCACAAUGAGGGAUACGCUGUCUUCGAACCGCUAAGCAAAGUGCCAUGGGAGGGAAUCCCAUGGUUCGAGGUUGACAUUCGACCGAUCGCCUCAAACGGAACGAUCGUCGCAUUGCUCUCAAAUUCGAAUCCAAGAGAUCGACUGGCGAUUGAAUUAAAAGAAGAAACGCUUCACGUGAGCAUUCUCCAUUCCGAGUCAAAUGUCGAAGUGAGAGACGUUUUGCCGGUGCUUCGUCCAAUCUGCGAUGGACGUUGGCAUUCGAUCAAGGUCGAGUUGCACGCAGAUCGAUUGGCUGUACAGAUUGAUGAGGAACGUCACGAGGUGAUGGUCUAUCUCACGCCCACCGUGCGCCAUCUUUUCACAAAAUUGCCGCUCAACGUAGCCGGAGUGUCAGCUACUGCAGCUAGAGAGGCUGAGUUGAGGUCUUCGUUGGCGGGUUGUGUCCGCUACGUGACGAUUAACGGAAAAGCCACGUACUUUGAGAAUGCACUUAAAAUAAACAAGGUGAUCGUUGACGGAUGUCCAUUCCCC